Molecule: messenger RNA, 5285 nt
Organism: Oncorhynchus keta (chum salmon)
Lineage: Eukaryota; Metazoa; Chordata; Actinopteri; Salmoniformes; Salmonidae
Product: DENN domain-containing protein 4B-like
Exons: 27
Coding region: 367-4872 (1501 amino acids)
Biological process (GO): regulation of Rab protein signal transduction
Cellular component (GO): cytoplasmic vesicle
Molecular function (GO): protein binding
Source: RefSeq, a predicted model, not a curated record
UUCUACAGCAAACAUGUUUUUAAAUGCACAACAAUAGACGGCAGGGUGUUGAACAAAUUAAUAACUAGUUUGUAUGUAUUAGUAAAAUAGUAGCGCACUACCAAGGCGCAAUGUUCUGAGAGCUCUUUCAGUCUGUAGCACUGGAAGUACGAGAGUGUUUUAGUUUCCCAUCUCGACCGAAGGAGCUGUUUGCAGCUAACCUCACAACUAGCAAGAAGCGGGCUUAUACGAGAGACAUCUGCACUGGCUCUAAUUAGAAACCGACUCACGGACUCUAAACGCUAAAUAUGUCCUAAACAGGAUGAUAUCCAAAGUGAGCAAUCGGAACUGCCAGCAAGGAUUACAAGCAGUUGGCAGACAGGAGGCAUGACGGAGGAGAAAUGCCCCCAGCUAGUGGACUACUUUGUGGUGGCAGGGCUGGCUCCGGGGGGCUCGGCCCCACUGGACGAAGAGGGCCAGCAGAGAGGGGGCCGGGUGGUGGAGCCGGUCAUAGACCUGGCGGUGAUCGCCCGGGGCUUGGGGGAGGAGGUGCCUGAGGGCUUCACCUGCAUCGAGAAGACCCAGGGGGGCCACCCGGCCGAGCUGAGCACCGGACUCAUCAACAACCCCCACAUGUUCCUGUGUUACCGCCGUGGGCAUGACAAGCCACCCAUCCUCGACCUCGGGGUGCUGUACGAGGGCAAAGAGGUGGUGAAGCAGGGCUGGUAUGUGAUCGAGACUACCCCCUACAGCCGCUCAGCCAGCCUGAGCUCCGGGGGGCCCGCCACCCACCGCACCUUCCUGACUUACCGCCGGGCCCCAGAGUCCCAGGCCCUCCACACUCUGGGGGUCACAGACAUCUCCCUCCUGCUGCCCAGUAAGGGGGAGGUGGCCCCCCACACCUUCUGCCGGGUGGAGAAGAACCUCAACACUGGCAUAUGGGGUCCAGCGUUAUACCUGUGCUACAAGAGAGCUGUAGCCAAAGCCAAUGCCUUAGUCUAUGAAGCAGGUCUGAUCAGUCGGUAUCCUGAAGCGGACGUGGAGUCGUUCCCCCUGCCAGAGUCUGUGCCUAUGUUCUGUCUGCCCAUGGGUGUGACGGUGGAGAGCUGGCCCCUUAACACCAAGUACCAGCUCCCUGUCUUCUCUACCUUCGUCCUCACUAGCGCCUGUGGCGACAAGGUUUACGGUGCUGCCAUCCAGUUCUAUGAGGCGUUCCCACGGGAGUGCCUCUCGGAGCGGCAGAGCGUCCGUCUGGGCCUGGUGAGUGUGGUGGACCGGCGGCCUAUCACCAACCGCACCCUGCAAGUGAAGAAGAGCGUGUGUGUUCUCUCCCACUGGCCCUUCUUCACCGUCUUCCAGAAGUUCCUCACCUUCGUCUACCGAUACUCCAUCUCCGGACCCCACGUGCUGCCCCUCGAGAAGCACAUCUCCAGCUUCAUGCACAACGUCCCGUUCCCUUCCCCUCAGCGGCCUCGCAUCCUAGUGCAGCUCUCCCCCUAUGACAACCUUCUCCUCUGUCAGCCUGUCUCCUCCCCCUUACUGCUCAGUGGUGCUAGCUUUGUGAAGCUGCUGCAGAACCUGGGUCCUGAGAACGCCUGUGUCCUGCUGCUGGCCGUGCUGACGGAGCACAAACUACUGCUACACUCCCUCCGCCCCGACGUCCUCACCUCCGUCAGCGAGGCCCUGGUGUCUAUGACGUUCCCUCUGCGUUGGCACUGCCCGUACAUCCCCCUGUGCCCGCUGCGGCUGGCAGACGUACUGUGUGCCCCCAUGCCCUUCAUCGUGGGCGUCCACUCCAGCUACUUUGACCUCUAUGACCCCCCUACUGACGUGGUGUGUGUUGACCUGGACACCAACACCAUCUUUCAAGCAGAGGACAAGAAGCCAUUGUCAUGGCGAUCGCUACCAAGGAAGCAUGGCAAGAUGCUGGUGAAUACCCUCACCAACUUGAUGAAGACUCUGGAGAAAAUCUACACCACUGGCCAAGAGGAGGCCACCCUGGAGUUCCUGCUGACGGACUAUGACCUGAUCUACGGGCGUCAGAAGCAGCUGGAGCUGGAGAUCCAGGAGGCCUUCCUGCGCUUCAUGAGCUGCUUGCUGAGGGGCUACCGUGCCUACCUGCUGCCCAUCACCCAGGCCCCUUCAGACAGGACUACCGACUGCAGCUCCCUCUUCAACCUGCAGGGCUUCCUGAAGUCACGUGAACGCACCCACCAGAAGUUCUACACCCAGCUGACCAGGACCCAGAUGUUCACUCAGUUCAUCGAGGAGUGCUCAUUUGUCAGUGACCGCCACGCCUGUCUGGAGUUCUUCGACGAGUGUGUCCAGAAGCAGUCAGAUGUGGAGAAGCCUGAGGAGGUGCGUCUGAUAGACCUGGACGAGGCCCACAGUGGGGAGCACACGGUCUUCAUCAUGCCCCCAGAGGAACCCCAGGAGCCAGAUGGUUCAGAGUGCCCCACUCACUACAGCUAUGAGACGUUCCCUGUGCUCUGCAUGGAUCUGUUUGACCAGCCUCAGGACCAGCUACGUGUCCCUACCAAGGGGAGUGCCCCCAGCAGCCCUGCCCCGCGACGGACUAAACAGGAGAUUAAGCUGGCACAGAAGCGGGCACAGAUAUACUCGGCAGUGCCCGACAUGUGGUCCAAAUGCCUGCUGGGCCACUGCUAUGGGCUGUGGUUCAUAUACCUGCCCACCUUUGUGCGGGCGGAGAGUGCCAAGGUGCGUGCCUUGCAAACGGCAUAUGAGGUGCUCAAGCACAUGGAGACCAGGAAGGUGGUACUACCGGAUGAGGUGUGUUACAGGAUCCUGAUGCAGCUGUGUGGGCAGUACGGGCAGCCUGUGCUCGCUGUUAGGGUACUUCUGGAGAUGAAGAAAGCUGGGAUCACACCCAACACCAUCACCUAUGCAUACUACAACAAGGCAGUGCUGGAGAGCAAGUGGCCCUCUACCAAUCAGGGUGGCCGUCUACGCUGGGCCAAGUUGCGUAACGUUCUAAUGGCCGUGGCGCAGUUCAGACAGCCAGUCAGACAAUGGCAGAAAAGUGGUUCAGUAGGCUCGCGGACAGAUACAAUGGACAGUAACCAACGAUCCCGCCCACAAUCUAACCUGAUUCGCCAGUCCAGCUGGAGCGGCCUGAGUGAAAGCUCCAGCCACGAAUCGCUGACGGGGUCUAUGGUGAAGAGCAACAGCCUGAACAGCAUGAGAGGCUCAACAGACAAGUCUAAGCUCUCAAUGAAGGCGGUGCUCCGGAACCCAGGUGCCAAUGGCUGCAGCGGUCCCGCCUCCCGUAAACCCCCCGUGGGGCCACGAGACACCUCCACCCCUUCUCCCUUUCCCCCUAGUGGUGUCAUGGUGCGCCGCGACCAGGUGUGCCUGUCCACCUUCUACAAAGACUGUGCCGAGAUGGCCGACUCUGACCCUGACUGCAGCUGCCAGCCUGGGGAGAGAGAUGGCAGGCCACCUGGGCCUAGAGACACUGUGAGCCGCAAGGCCGUGGACGAGAACUACAACAAUGUGUCACCAACGAGUCGGGGCAGCCUGACGGGGAAACUGCAGCAGCUGCUCACGCCUACUCGCCAUCGAGUCUCAGGGCGGCGGGCCGCCAGUGUAGACGCCCGGCGCUCGGGGGGAGAAAACGGGCCUGUGAGCCGGGUGUCGGAACAGAGACAGUCCCGAAAAGCCCAGGUGGCUGAGAGCCUACUGAAGGCUAAGGAGAGGCUCUACAAUGCUACCUCUGAGAGUUCUCUGUCGGUGGGGAGUGACGUUGACCUCCCUGACACCACCAAUUUGGCCUUUCCUCUCCGCAAAUCCUGGGACACCAACCAAGAGGGAGCGGGACUACAGGUGUUGAUGUCGAGCUGCUCCUUGUGUCGGAGCUGUAACUCCCUGGUCUAUGAUGAGGAGAUAAUGGCCGGGUGGACGUCUGACGACUCCAACCUCAACUCCAGCUGUCCCUUCUGCUCGACCACCUUCGUCCCCCUUCUCAACGCUGAGAUCUGUGACCUAGGACCUGUCAGCAGCACUCACCAUAGCCUGGAACGUACCAACUGGAACACGGAGGAGGAGGUGGAGAGUGCAGCCAAGCCCCCUGGUGGCCAGGAGGUCAUCCUGGGUCACAACGGUGUGAGUGAGGACUCCAGCUCUGAGACCAGCAGUUAUUCUGAGAGCAGCAGCGCUACCAUGGGUUCAUCGGUGGGCGAGUCUCCCCAGGUGACGGUGGCCUACCUGAGCCCAUUGGUGCUGCGCAAGGAGCUUGAGAGCCUGCUAGAGAACGAGGGCGAGGUGGUGCUGGCACAGGGCCAGCUCCUGGACAGCCACUCCAUCAUCUUCUGGAACAUGGUUUGGUACUUCCAUCGCCUGGGCCUGCCCAGCAACCUGCUGCAGCUGGUUCGCUCCUCACCGCUGGCCAACCAACUAGCACAGACUUCAGAGAACUCAGCAGUGAGGGUGAGGCUGCUGUGGGACACACUGACCCCUGACACAGACCACUGGCCCCCCCUCUACAUCCUGUGGAGGAUACACAGUGGCGUACCCAUGCGGAACCACAGCUGGCGGAGGCACAACCACCCCUUCACCCUGGCCUUCCUGGAGGAAGUGCUGCGCUGGGUCGGUAUGAACGAGAUACACAAGGGAAUCACCCUCUUCCUGGAAACUAUUGCUAAGCAACCGGGCACGCCCAAGAUACAAAGGAGUCUGUACAGAGAGAUGCUCUUCCUCACGCUGGCUGCCAUGGGUAGAGAUCACGUUGCUGCGUUUGAUAAGAAAUACAAGGCUGCGUACCAAAGGCUGAGUGGCUCCUUGGGGCGCGGGGAGCUCCGCAGGAAGCGAGCCCAGCCACCUAGCCCCAAGGCUGUGGACUGCAGACGGAGCUUCCUGCUGCCCCUCGAGUGCUGAUACCACCUCCAGCCUGCAGGCUCCACCCACUCCAAUCCAGAUCCGCCCCCAUCGCUGCUGCCUCCACCCACUCCAAUCCAGAUCCGCCCCCAUCGCUGCUGCCUCCACCCACUCCAAUCCAGAUCCGCCCCCAUCGCUGCUGCCUCCACCCACUCCAAUCCAGAUCCACCCCCAUCGCUGCUGCCUCCACCCACUCCAAUCCAGAUCCACCCCCAUCGCUGCUGCCUCCACCCACUCCAAUCCAGAUCCACCCCCAUCGCUGCUGCCUCCACCCACUCCAAUCCAGAUCCACCCCCAUCGCUGCUGCCUCCACCCACUCCAAUCCAGAUCCACCCCCAUCGCUGCUGCCUCCACCCACUCCAAUCCAGAUCCACCCCCAUCGCUGCUGCCUCCACCCACUCCAAUCCAGAUCC